Molecule: messenger RNA, 543 nt
Organism: Eucalyptus grandis
Lineage: Eukaryota; Viridiplantae; Streptophyta; Magnoliopsida; Myrtales; Myrtaceae
Product: UPF0481 protein At3g47200
Exons: 1
Coding region: 1-543 (180 amino acids)
Source: RefSeq, a predicted model, not a curated record
AUGGAGAAACUAGAGCCGAGGGCUAGGAGUCGUUAUGCAGACGAUGUUAAGCUGAGCAGAGAUGAGUUCAUUGAGAUGAUGACCAUCGAUGGUUGCUUCGUCCUGCAGCUCCUGAGGGAGGUUGGCGGCCGUUCUUCUUCAUCCCUCCUUCAAAGGUGGAUGUUGCCAACGCUGCGCCGCGAUUUAAUCAAGCUCGAAAACCAGCUCCCAAUGAUAGUUCUAGACGAAUUACUCGAUUUGGUCGAUGCCAAUUCUCGAUGUGAAUACUCGAUUCUUUCCCCACAGGACCUCGCGUUGAAGUUCUUCAAUCCGUUACUGCAGAGGGACUCACAUACAAAUGCUGCUGGUACCACCGGGAUGAAUGAGGCCUGUCACUUUCUUGAUCUAUUCCGCUCCAGCAUUCUCCCUGAGAUACAGGAUCAGGACCGGGAAAGGCAAGUGCGCAUGAUCCGAUCUGUAACUGAGUUGAGGGAAGCAGGAGUGGUCCUCGAGAAAUCGCAGAACAACAGGGCACUAGACGUCCGAUCCGAGGAAGGGUCCUGA